AUGAAAAGCAGUGCUCACAGAAUUAUGCAUCGAGUAACUGCAGCUAUCUCCAGCUUAUCUCGUCAACUUAUAGAAUUAACUACAAUGCUAGAAGAAAUAACAGAUGCACAAGUGGAUUUUAAUGCAAUAGCUUCUUUUCCCAGAGUUAUUUCGGCAUUAGAUUGUCAUGAUUCGUCGAUUUUCCAAAACUCCAGACUACGUGCUCGAUUGGAAGCUGGUACUGUUGGUGAUGGAAUAAUCUUGGCAGAUGGAGGUUGUGCAUUAAAGCUAUAUCUCAUAACUUCAUUACAGAAUCAUCAAAAUGAUGCUGAAAGAUUGUUAAACGAGUCGCAAAUUAGAACUCGCAAUACUGUCGAACGGACGUUCGGUGUUUGGAAGCGCAGGUUUCCAUGUUUAGCGACAGGAAUGCGUUUUUUGGUGGAUCAUGUCCUUCUUAUGAUAGUAGCGAUAGCAGUUUUACAUCAUAAAGCACGGAGGCGGCUGAGCGAAUGA
Molecule: messenger RNA, 492 nt
Organism: Belonocnema kinseyi
Lineage: Eukaryota; Metazoa; Arthropoda; Insecta; Hymenoptera; Cynipidae
Product: putative nuclease HARBI1
Exons: 2
Coding region: 1-492 (163 amino acids)
Source: RefSeq, a predicted model, not a curated record